Pogoniulus pusillus (Red-fronted tinkerbird) is the source of this 4811-nucleotide messenger RNA. It is a transcript of the gene CLCN1, whose product is annotated as chloride voltage-gated channel 1. Bases 193 to 3231 code for a protein of 1012 amino acids. The transcript has 23 exons. Gene Ontology annotation, molecular function: voltage-gated chloride channel activity. Gene Ontology annotation, cellular component: plasma membrane. Gene Ontology annotation, biological process: chloride transport; transmembrane transport. The record is from RefSeq and is a predicted model, not a curated record. Lineage: Eukaryota; Metazoa; Chordata; Aves; Piciformes; Lybiidae.
GGAAGAAAGUGAGUGAGGCACAAGGAGGAGGAGCCGGGAGAAAGUGAGUGCGGGAACAGGACAGGUCAGGGUAGUCUGAGGAGAGAAAGGAAGGAAGGAGAGAGCUGAAGGAAGCCUGGGGGCCAUGCUCUUGGCCGGAACAUGAGGCGGUUCUAGGCGAGGCCCAGAGAGGCAGCUUCGCUGCAGCCGAGCAUGAGCGCGGGCAGAGGCACGGAGAGCUCGGAGGCCGCAGGACGGGAGCCCAGCUGGAAGCCGCUGUGGGGCGGCUCGCCGCAGUACGACCUGGUCUGCUUUGAGCAGCGCUCCCGCCUCGGGCUGCCGCUGGAGGCCGGCGACGACCUGCACUCCUUGGAGAACUCCCUCAGCUACCCACAGCUCUAUGGCCAAUACACAGAACAGAUAACUGACUUUGCUGAGAAGGAAGAUGCAAAAAUACUGAAUAGGAAGCAGGCCCAGAAGAACAAUGGACGACCCUUGAAACGUGAGAGUCAAGUGGAGAUCAAGAAGGAACACUAUUCCAAAUGCCAAGACUGUGCCCGGCGCAUCCAGAAGUACGUUACGAAGAAGCUGGGAGAGGACUGGAUCUUCUUGGUUCUCUUGGGUCUGGUCAUGGCGUUGGUGAGCUGGGGAGUGGAUUAUGCCAGUGCGAAGAGCCUACAGGCCUUCAAGUGGAUGUACAGAAAGGUGCACCCGAGCAUUCCCCUGCAGUACCUCGUGUGGGUCUCUUUCCCACUUGCUCUUAUUCUGUUUGCAGCCCUCGUCUGCCACAUCAUCUCUCCACAGGCUGUUGGAUCUGGGAUCCCAGAGCUCAAGACCAUUAUGAGGGGAGUCGUCCUUAAGGAAUAUCUCACACCCAAGGCUUUUGUGGCCAAAGUUGUGGCCCUCACAGCUGGGCUUGGAAGUGGCAUGCCUGUGGGGAAAGAGGGCCCUUUUGUGCACAUUGCCAGCAUCUGUGCUGCAGUGCUCAGCAAGUUCAUGUCAAUCUUCUGUGGCGUCUAUGAGCAGCCAUACUAUUACACAGAUGUCCUGACCGUGGGUUGCGCUGUGGGGGUCGGCUGCUGCUUUGGGACACCACUUGGAGGGGUCCUUUUCAGCAUCGAGGUCACGUCCACUUACUUCGCUGUCCGCAAUUACUGGAGAGGUUUCUUUGCAGCUACCUUUAGUGCUUUCGUUUUCCGAGUCCUUGCAGUUUGGAACAAAGAUGCAGAUACCAUCACAGCCCUCUUCAGGACAAACUUUCGCAUGGAUUUCCCCUUUGAUCUGCAGGAGCUGCCAGCCUUUGCUAUAAUAGGGAUUUGUUCUGGAUUGCUUGGAGCGUUUUUUGUUUAUUUCAAUCGCCAGGUGGUUCUCUGCAUCCGCCGUCACGCAGCGCUCAGCCAGUUCCUCACCAAACACCGUCUCAUUUACCCUGGAGUUAUAACCUUCCUUAUAGCGAGUCUGACCUUUCCUCCUGGAUUCGGGCAGUUCAUGGCAGGAGAGUUGAUGCCACGGGAAGCCAUCAGCACUCUCUUUGAUAACUAUACCUGGGCAAAAUACACAGGGGACACUAAGAUCCUGGGGAAAUCUGCUGCCUGGAUCCAUCCUAAAGUCAGUGUCUUCGUUGUCAUCCUGCUCUUCUUCCUUGUGAAGUUCUUCGUGUCUGCCAUUGCUACCACGAUGCCUAUCCCCUGUGGAGGCUUCAUGCCUGUUUUUGUUAUCGGUGCUGCAUUCGGGCGCCUCAUUGGGGAAAUGAUGGCAUCGCUUUUUCCCGAUGGGAUCCUCUUUGAUGGAAUCCUUUAUCAGAUCUUACCUGGGGGCUACGCUGUCAUUGGUGCAGCAGCUUUGACAGGAGCAGUGAGCCACACUGUCUCCACUGCUGUGAUCUGCUUUGAGCUGACAGGGCAGAUCUCUCACAUCCUCCCCAUGAUGGUGGCUGUCAUUCUUGCCAACAUGGUGGCCCAGAGUCUGCAGCCCAGCCUCUAUGAUAGCAUUAUCCAAGUGAAGAAGUUGCCUUACCUGCCAGACCUGGGCUGGAAUCACAUAAGCAAAUACAAUAUCUUUGUUGAGGAUAUUAUGGUCCAGGAUGUGAAAUUUGUCUCCUCCAACUGUAAAUACCGAGACUUGCAAACUCUACUCCAAAGCACCACUGCUAAGGCUUUGCCUUUGGUGGACUCGCCAGAGACCAUGAUCCUGCUGGGGUCUGUGGAGCGCUCUGAGCUGCAGGCUCUCCUCCAGAAACAUCUUAGCCCAGAACGCCGACGGCUCCACACCAGAGAAAUGCAGCACAAGGCUGAGGCAGCUGACGAUGGGCACAGCAAUGGACUGUGGGCAGCUCUGCCAAAGCUGAAGCAUGAAUCUUUUGCUUAUGUUGAUGAGGAUGAGGAUACAGAUGAGAAGGGAGAGCUGCCUCAGCCCUUGAGUCCCACUCCUAGUUAUCCAGAGGAGCACAAUGGCCUGGCAAGUCCUCUUAAACAAAUGCCUGAAACUUUGGAGCCACAGCAACUCCAAGGCAAUUUCAGGAGUCUGAGGCAACUGAUCCAGCAGCUCUUACGCCGUUACAACCAUCCACAUGACACAGAGAAUGCUGUCCAGGAACCAAUGGAAGUCAUUGACACAAUGAGGCCAGAAGAGAUAGAUGCCUGGGAGCAGCAGGAGCUGGGCAAGAAUGUGUGCUUUGACAGCUGUCGCAUAGACCCUUGCCCUUUUCAGCUGGUGGAGGGAACUUCCCUGCACAAGACACAUACAUUGUUCUCCUUGCUGGGCCUCAGCCGUGCCUAUGUCACCAGCAUGGGGAAGCUGAGGGGAGUGUUGGCUUUGGAAGAGCUCCAGAAGGCUAUAGAAGGCUCCACGCGUGCCGGGGUCCGCCUGCGCCCGCCCCUGGCCAGUUUCCGCGACACGCAGCGGCCCUCGGUCGGCACCGCCAGCGGCCGGCGGGAGGCGCGGCCAUGGAGCCAGCAGGACGACGGCCUGCCGGCAGCACCGCAGGCAGCAGACCCGGGCACAGAGAGCCCACUGCCCGCCUGCCUGCACGCCCCCCUGCCCUCAGAGAGCCCACUGCCCGCCUGCCUGCACGCCCCCCUGCCCUCACACUUCCCGGAAGAGGGGGAAGUCCUGGCUUCUGCUUACACCACUGAUACGGAGUUGGAAGAGAUGGAGCUGACAGGGCCAGCUGCUGAAAACAUCUCGGACAUCCUGAAGGACAUAAGCCUACACUCCACUGACCUGAGUGAGGAUGAGGAUGUCCCCUUAUAGCUGGCAUGAAGGGAGCAGUCCAUCAGCUGAGCCAGCCUUCUUGUGUUUGCACCUCAGAAGAGAAGCUUUUGGAUGCUCCUUGUGAUCCCUGCAGAGGACUGAUGCAGGGGAAGGGGCUCCAGACUCAGCCAUUCUUCUGGUUGUCUUCUGCCCAGGGGGCAGCCUUUGGCUGUUGGACUGCAUGGGGGUGUGCAGGAGUCAAAUACAGACUGCAAGGGGGCUAAGGACAGGCUCAUAGUGCUUAGGCUCUGCCAUGUCUGCAGAACAUGGCAGAAGGGAUUGUAGCAGGAUGUGAACACUGCUGGACGCAAUCAGGCUGCUCUGGGUCAACCUGCCACAUGGAAGGCAGAGGGGGAGCAGCUCUUCCAGCUCCCCAUUGGUGUCACCCUUCCAGGCACACCUGGUCUGCGUGCACCACUGUAAACACAGCCAGACCUCCAGCACAGAAGCAUACUGCUGCAGCAUACCCUGUUGCUGCAGCUCCUUUUCUCUAGCUCUUAUCUUGCAUCCUCCCCAAACAUUCCCAUGCAGAAUCCCUACUCUGGGAUCUUCCUGGAUGGGGGUGCAGUUAGGAGCUUCUCUUCUACCCUUUAGCUGAGCCAUGCCCUUGAAACAGAUGGAAGGAAAGUAUCUGGUCUGUCUCACAUCUUGAAUUCUACCAGGGCUCUAAGAAAAGCACUGGAAGGCAGGAAAGCCUCUUGGCUUUCCCAGCAUCUGCAGCACUUUUAAAGGGUAUGGGAAGAGCUUAAGAGGCAUGUUCAGUGUUGGAGGAAGAGGAGUAAAGCAGCACGUAGGCACCUGCACUUCACAUACCUGUGUCUGUCUCGCUCAGUCCUUGUUCAGAAUUUUUACAAAAUGUUAAAGUCUUAAAAUAGAAGAGCUCAGAAAGCAAAAGGAGGAGGGAGUGCUGGCAGGCUGCCAAGGAACACAGCCGAGGGAAGCCGCAUUUGCUACACUUUGAGAAGAGGAUUCUCUCUGAAAACUGCUCUUUCCUGGCAGUUCUACCCUGCCUGCUGCCCACAUCUUUCUGCAUACCUCAGAUCUGAGAAUUCCAGCUCCCACUUUGGCCAACUUGUCUCCACUGUGGCUAACAGCAGAGACCCCAAGCCUUGUCUGCAGCAUCACUCUCUAGGUCUAAAUCUGGGGCAGAUCUUGAUCUGUACCUUGCAAAAAGGUAUCUUGUCAUUUCUUACCAUGCAUGCCAAACCUUAGCAUCCAAGCCUGAGAUGCUGCUGUGUUCUACUCACUGUCCUUGUGAGGUUUUUCUCAGUAAACAGGCAAACCCAAAUCUCUGUAUUCUGCAGCCUCUCUCUGCCUUUCUACAUCUCUUUCUGUCAUAUUUUUGUUGUGUCAUGGCACUUCAAUGCACUUCCAAACAGUAUAUCCAACGUGUUUCCAUUUAUUAGCAACAGAAAAUAAAUCCAGGCUCUGAAAAUGUGUUCCUGGGGGUACUCUCCCAGCUGCUGGACCAUGUCCCCUUUCCUGCUCUUAGUGAGGCAUUAUCUAACCUAGAGGGCCCAGUUUUGCCCCACCAGGUACUUAGUUUCAUAAACUGUAGCAGGAGCAAGUACAAAUUAUCA